GCUGCCAGGAAGUGGGGCAGCAACCACACCAGCUACAGUCCCAUCAGACUACUGUCCUAUGCGCAGUCUGUGGCAGAGCUUUUCUCUUUUUCUCUCUACCUCUCUUCUUUCUGUUAUCUCUUUUCAUUUUCUGUUCUUGGAGUGAAAACCAGACUGAUUCUUUGGGACUGAUUUGGGAUCCGGAGACACCCCUAGUGGUCCAUCUCUGUCUGGGACCACAGUGCCCUGUAUUGCGACUUACAAGUGUUACUAGCUGCGGAUUCUGCCAUAACCACUGUCCACCCAUGCUGCGUGUGUUUAUUCUGUGCGCCCAGAAUGUGCUGACGCAUGAUGAGGACAUUAGCGAUGCCUACUGCACUGUCACUUAUGAAGGGACAAAAAAGAAGACCAAAGUCAUCAAAAAUAAUGUCAAUCCUGUCUGGAAUGAGGGUUUUGAGUGGGACUUGAAGGGUGUUCCUUUAGAUUCUGGAGCAGAGCUUCAUGUUGUGGUCAAGGACCAUGAAAAAAUGGGCAGAAAUAGGUUUCUGGGGGAGUGUCGGGUCGCUCUUCGAGAUGUGCUCAACUCUCCCAACCUGGCUGCUACUUUCACUGUGUCCCUGGUAGACACCAAAAGAAACAGCACAGGGGCCACAGUAACCCUGCAGGUUUCUUACAUCCCUCCUCCAGGCAUGGCUCCCAUCUUCCAGCCUCCUCCACAGCCAGAAGCCCAGCACACGCCAGUGGAGCUGGACACAGUUACAGUUUUCUCAUUGGACACUAUGGGCGAGGAGGACACUGAGAGCAUGCUGAUGAUGGAGGUGGUGGAGGAGCCCGAACCUGUGCCAGGGCCCCUGGGUCAGGACACCGGGGCUCCUACAGCACCACCCAAAAAGGCCCCACCGAACUUUAACCAUGGCCUUAAGAAAAAGAAACGCCACAGCAACAAAAAUCCCCUGUCUGACAAACCCCAGGACCUCCAGGUACGGCUGCGCAUCAUUGAGGGAAGGCAGCUCCCUGGUGUCAACAUUAAACCAGUUGUCAAGGUCACAGUUGGAGGACAGACAAAGAGAACGUGCAUCAAGAAGGGCAAUAAUCCAUUUUUUGAUGAGACUUUCUUUCUAAACUUCUAUGAGAAACCUUCAGAUCUUUUUGAUGAGCCUAUAUUUUUAACCGUAUUUGACUCCAAGUCUCUACGGAAAGACUCUGUCAUUGGAGAAUUCAAGCUGGAUGUUGGCAUGGUGUAUAGUGAACACCGACAUGCUAUUCUCAGGAAAUGGUUGUUGCUGGCAGACCCUGAUGAUCUUUCUGCUGGGGCCAGAGGUUAUUUAAAGGUCAGCAUGUUUGUGCUGGCUGCAGGUGAUGAACCUCCGAUGGAUAAGAAAGAGGGUCUAGAAGAAAAGGAGGAUAUAGAGGGGAACCUGUUGAGACCAGCUGGUCUCACCUUGACAGGAGCCACGUUUACUCUCAGAGUGUACAGGGCAGAAGACCUGCCUCAGAUGGAUGAUGCUCUUAUGGAUGGUGUCAAACAGUUCCUUGGUUUCGAAACUAAUCGAAAGAACCUGGUGGAUCCAUUCGUGGAGGUCAACUUUGCAGGAAAAACGAUCAGUAGUAAGAUUCUGGAGAAAAAUGCCAACCCUCAGUGGAACCAGAUCCUCACUCUGCCUAUUAGGUUCCCAUCCAUGUGUGAAAAGAUGAGGAUACGCAUUUUAGAUUGGGAUCGAGCCAGCCACAAUGAUGUCAUUGGCACUACACACUUAUGUAUUUCCAAAAUCUCAGCCCCUGGAGGAGAAAUUGAAGAUGAGUUUCCUCCCAGGACCUUCCACGUCACCAUGGACGACAAUAUAGGCUUUCUUCCGACAUUUGGCCCCUGCUACGUCAACAUGUAUGGGAGCCCCCGAGAAUUCACGGCCUUCUCAGACCCACAUGAGGUACUAAACUUUGGAAAGGGAGAGGGUGUGGCCUAUCGUGGACGUUUGCUGCUGGAGGUCAUUACAAAGCUGUCUGAUCAGGUGGAGCAAAAGACUGACGACAUACACCCUGAUGAUCUGCUGGUGGUAGAGAAAUUCAUGCGGAAGAGGAAGUUCUCCCUGCCCCAGAACAGUCUGCCAGAUAUAAUAAUCUGGAUGCUUCAGGGAGACAGACGAGUGGCCUACCACAGAAUCCCUGCCCAUCAAGUUCUCUUUUCCCACGGUUACUGUGGAAAGCACUGUGGUCAACUUCAGACGGUUUUCAUGAAGUAUCCUCAAGAAGACGGGGGAUAUAGUAAGAUCCCAGCUCAGCUCAGGGUCAAGGUGUGGUUCGGACUGACUGCUGAUGUCAAAUCCUUUAACCAGUUUGCCGAGGGCAAACUCUCUGUGUUUGCAGAAACGUAUGAAAACCAGACUAAAUUGGCUCUGGUGGGGAACUGGGGUACGACGGGUUUGACAUACCCCAAGUUCAGUGACGUGACUGGCAGAAUCAAACUCCCAAAGGAGAGCUUCAAACCCACUCCAGGAUGGAGCUGGGCGGGAGACUGGUACGUCAGCCCAGAGAAAACAUUGCUGUAUGACACUGAUGCUGGUCAUAUAAGCUUUUUGGAAGAGGUGUUUGAAAAUCAGAUGCGUUUGCCAGGAGGACAGUGGAUUGGCAUGCCAGAGGGGUUCACAGAUGUGAAUGGAGAAAAAGCCGUGCCUAAAGAGGAGAUUGAGUGUCCCCCCGGCUGGGUGUGGGAGGAUAUUGAGUGGAGCGAGGACCUGAAGCGUGCAGUGGAUGAUCAAGGGUGGGAAUAUGGAAUAACCCUCCCCCCAGACCGCCGGCCAAAGUCCUGGGUUCCAUCCGAGAAGAUGUACCACACCAACCGCCGGAGACAUUGGAUCCGACUCCGCCGUAGAGAUAUGCAGAAAAUGGAGGCACUCAGAAAACAGCGUCCGGACGAGUCGGAGCGUGAGGGCUGGGAAUAUUCCUCUUUAUUCGGCUGGAAGUUUCACCUUAAGCAGAGGAAAACUGACUCCUUCCGUCGCCGGCGCUGGAGAUGCCGUAUGGAGCCGUUAGAAAAGAUGGGGCCGGCGGCCAUCUUUUCCUUGGAGUGUUCGCUGAGCAGUGUUACUGAUGAAAAGAAUGACGAUAAGUCAGUUACAACAACCUUUGGUGUCAACCGCCCGACAAUCUCCUGCUUCUUCGAUAAUGGGACCCUGUAUCAUUUGCGAUGUUAUUUGUAUCAGGCCAGAGACCUGCUGGCAAUGGAUAAGGACAGUUUCUCAGAUCCCUAUGCCAUCGUGUCCUUCCUGCAUCAGAGCCAGAAGACGGUGACUGUUCGGAACACGCUCAAUCCCACCUGGGACCAGACUCUCAUCUUUUAUGAAGUUGAAAUAUUUGGAGACCAUCUUGUGACUGAGAGGAACCCUCCGCACAUUGUGGUGGAACUAUACGAUCAGGACACCUAUGGCGCUGAUGAGUUUAUGGGCCGUUGUGUUUGCCAACCAUCAGUGGUGUCUUCCCCUCGCCUUGCCUGGUAUCCCAUCCAGAAAGCUGGGAAGCCUGCUGGACAACUGCUUGCUGCUUUCGAACUGAUCCGCAGAGAUAAACCUGCAGUUCAUCACAUCCCCGGUCAAGAGGGUGAUAUUAUUCCACCCUCACAUAUCAUGGAUGAGCUUGUGCUUCCAGGGUUCCUCUCUGACAAUCAACAGCAAUGGCCAGAGGACUCUGAUUUGCCAUAUCCACCUCCACAAAGGGAACCUAAUGUCUACAUGGUGCCGCAGGGGAUAAAACCUGUCCUACAACGCACAGCUAUUGAGAUACUGGCGUGGGGUUUGCGUAACCUGAAGAGUUUCCAGCUGGCCAGUGUGACAUCUCCCAGUCUUCAGGUGGAAUGUGGAGGAAGUGUGGUUCAGUCGUGCGUCAUUCGAAAUACUAAGAAGAACCCCAACUUUGAAGUCAACACCCUGUUCAUUGAUGUCCGACUGCCCAAGGAAGAGCUCUACAUGCCUCCAUUGGUGAUCAAGGUUAUAGACAACCGUCAGUUUGGCAGGAAGCCUGUAGUGGGCCAGUGCACAGUCCACUCGCUGAAUGAGUUCUGCUGGCAGCCAGAGAGCCUCGACAGAGACCCUACUGAAGAAGAAUUUGAGGCAAUUGCUCACACCCCUAGAGAUGACGUUCUGGUUGAUAUUGAUGAUAAGGAGCCUCUCAUUCCUGGACAG
Messenger RNA from Sinocyclocheilus anshuiensis, 4154 nucleotides. Its product is annotated as dysferlin-like. Gene Ontology annotation, biological process: negative regulation of phagocytosis; plasma membrane repair; monocyte activation involved in immune response. Lineage: Eukaryota; Metazoa; Chordata; Actinopteri; Cypriniformes; Cyprinidae. The record is from RefSeq and is a predicted model, not a curated record. Gene Ontology annotation, cellular component: cytoplasmic vesicle; T-tubule; membrane. The annotation marks the transcript as partial. The transcript is spliced from 38 exons.